Messenger RNA from Orycteropus afer afer, 1653 nucleotides. It is a transcript of the gene SOAT1, whose product is annotated as sterol O-acyltransferase 1. Gene Ontology annotation, biological process: cholesterol homeostasis; cholesterol efflux; cholesterol metabolic process. The transcript is spliced from 15 exons. The coding region runs from base 1 to 1653 and encodes 550 amino acids. Lineage: Eukaryota; Metazoa; Chordata; Mammalia; Tubulidentata; Orycteropodidae. Gene Ontology annotation, molecular function: cholesterol binding; fatty-acyl-CoA binding; cholesterol O-acyltransferase activity. Gene Ontology annotation, cellular component: endoplasmic reticulum membrane. The record is from RefSeq and is a predicted model, not a curated record.
AUGGUGGGUGAAGAAAAGACUUCUCUAAGAAAUCGGUGGUGUAAGUCCAGUGAAAAUCCUGAGGAAGAUGAAGAUGAGAGAAAGCCUAAAAAGGAGUCUGUAGAGACACCUGAUAAUGGUCAGCUUAAUGUAAACCAGUUACUGUCAAAGAAGAUACAAUUGACAGUAGAGGCAGAGCAAUUGAAGCCAUUUUUUAUGAAGGAAGUUGGGAAUCACUUUGAUGAUUUUGUGACCAAUCUCAUUGAAAAAUCAGCAUCAUUAGAAAAUGGUGGGUGUGCUCUCACAUCUUUUUCUGUUCUUGAAGGAGAGAAAAACAACUACAGAGUUCAAGAUCUGAGGGCACCUCCAGAACAAGGAAAACUUUUUGUCAUAAGGCGAUCUCUCUUAGAUGAGCUGCUUGAGGUGGACCACAUCAGAACAAUAUACCACAUGUUUAUUGCCCUCCUCGUUAUCUUUAUCCUCAGCACAGUGGUAGUAGAUUACAUUGAUGAAGGAAGGCUGGUGCUUGAGUUCAGUCUUCUAUCUUAUGCUUUUGGCAAAUUGCCUAUUGUUAUCUGGACCUGGUGCGCCAUGUUCCUGUCUACACUUUCAAUUCCCUAUUUCCUUUUUCACCGUUGGGCCAAUGGAUACAGGAAGAGUUCCUACCCAGUGCUUCAUUCUGUUGUCUACGGCUCACUUUUCGUAUUCUUCCAGAUUGGAGGUUUAGGUUUUGGACCAACAUAUGUUACAUUAGCAUAUACACUGCCACCAGCUUCCCGAAUCAUUGUUAUACUUGAACAGAUUCGUUUUGUAAUGAAGGUUCAUUCAUUUAUCAGAGAGAACGUGCCUCGGGUACUGGAGUCAGCUAAGAAGAAAUCAAGCACUGUACCAAUACCUACAAUUGGCCAGUACUUGUACUUCUUGUUUGCUCCAACGCUCAUCUACCGUGACAGCUAUCCCAGGACCCCCACUAUAAGAUGGGGUUAUGUUGCUACACAGUUUGCACAGACUUUUGGCUGCAUUUUUUAUGUGUACUACGUCUUUGAAAGGCUCUGUUUCCCCUUGUUUGGGAAUAUCAAACAGGAGCCCUUCAGUGCCCGCGUGUUGGUCCUAUGUGUAUUUAACUCCAUGUUGCCAGGUGUGCUGAUUCUUUUCCUUAGUUUCUUCGCCUUUUUGCAUUGCUGGCUCAAUGCCUUUGCUGAGAUGUUGCGCUUUGGUGACAGGAUGUUUUAUAAGGAUUGGUGGAAUUCUACAUCAUACUCCAACUAUUACAGGACCUGGAAUGUGGUGGUCCAUGACUGGCUAUAUUACUAUGCUUAUAAGGACUUUCUCUGGUUUUUCACUAAGAGGUUUAAAUCUGCGGCCAUGUUAGCUGUGUUUGCCGUGUCUGCCAUCGUGCACGAGUAUGCCUUGGCUCUUUGUCUGAGCUUUUUCUAUCCAGUGCUCUUCGUGCUCUUCAUGUUCUUUGGAAUGGCUUUCAACUUCAUUGUCAAUGAUAGUCGGAAAGGGCCAAUUUGGAAUGUUAUGAUGUGGAUUUCCCUUUUCUUGGGCCAUGGAAUCAUCGUGUGCUUUUAUUCUCAAGAGUGGUAUGCACGUCAGCAUUGUCCUCUGAAAAAUCCCACAUUUCUGGAUUAUGUCCGACCACGUUCCUGGACUUGCCGUUAUGUAUUUUAG